CCCCGGCUCACAAUCAUACAUUCAUACAUCUGAUGUAGUCAGCUAGUCCCAAUAAGGCAAUGACUCAUCCCCCAUCAAUUGUCAUGAUCUAGAUAUAAAAAUCAAUUGAAAUUUUCUGUAUAUAUACCAGAAUUCGUAGGCUGGGACACACUUUCUGCAAUCAUGUUUCUAUAGUUCCCAUGGAGUUUCUGCUUCCAUCUUCCAUUUGUGAUCCAACUACCAUUUUAGCAUUUGUGCUUUUACUUUUCUCUUUCGUAUGGAUAACAAAAUACUUGCAGAAAAACACAGCCAAGAAUAGAGGACCCCCAGAAGCCGCCGGUGCAUGGCCAAUACUCGGCCACCUUCCCCUCUUAGGAGGACCUCAACCGCCCCACGUAAUCCUAGGGAACAUGGCUGACAAGUACGGACCGGUCUUCACUAUCAAGCUUGGGGUGCACCGAGCUCUUAUUGUAAGCAGUUGGGAUGUGGCUAAAGAGUGUCUCACCACUAAUGAUAAAGCUUUUGCCAACCGCCCGAAAGCUUUAUGCCCAGAGAUUAUGGGGUACGACUAUGCCAUGUUCGGUUUUAGCCCUUACGGACCUUACUGGCGCCAGGUGCGAAAGAUAGCCACGCUGCACAUCCUCUCCAACCACAAGUUGGAGUUGCUCAAGCACGUCCUUGAAUCGGAGGUGAAGGUGUCUACCAAACAUAUAUUUGAUAUGUGGGAGCGAAACAAAGGUGUCUCAAAUAAGGUGCUGGUGGACAUGAAGAGGUGGUUUGGAGACUUAACUUUAAAUGUCAUGUUCAGGAUGGUUGUUGGAAAGCGAUUUUUUGUGGCUAACUCAGCGCAAGAGAAUGAAGAGAAUGAGAGAUAUCGAAAGGCGUUGAGGGAAUUUUCUAGAUUGGGUGGUGAAUUUGUAAUCUCAGAUGCAGUUCCAUAUCUUAGGUUGUUGGACUUGGGAGGUUAUGAGAAAGCCAUGAAGAAGACGGCUAAAGAACUGGAUGGUGCGCUUCAAAAAUGGUUAGAAGAGCAUCAGCACAAGAGACGUACUAAUUAUCUGCAACAUGAUUGUGAGCAUGAUUUCAUGGAUAUGAUGCUUACUGUCCUUGAUGAUGAUAGUACAGAAGAGUUUGCUGGUUCAAUUACUGCGGAUACAAUUAUCAAAGCCACAUGCCUGGCGGUUCUUCUUGGGGGGACAGAUACCACAACAGUGACAUUAACUUGGGCUGUUUCUUUAUUACUCAACAAUCCUGAAGUCCUGAAGAAGGCUCAACUUGAGUUAGACAAUCAUGUUGGUAGGGAAAGGCAAGUGAAUGAAUCAGAUGUGAAGAACCUAGCCUAUCUCCAAGCCAUUGUCAAGGAAACCUUGCGGCUAUACCCUGCUGGACCUCUCUCAGUACCACAUGAAUCCAGAGAAGACUGCACAAUAGGUAACUAUCAUGUAAGCUCAGGCACGCGUCUUCUUAUCAACCUUUCGAAGAUUCAUCGCGAUCCAAAUGUCUGGUUCGACCCUUGUCUAUUCCAACCAGAAAGGUUUCUUACAACUCACAAGAAUGUUGAUGUUAGGGGCCAGAGUUUUGAAUUGACACCAUUUGGAAGUGGUAGACGAGUAUGUCCAGGAAUCUCUCUCGCACUUCAAAUUACUCAACUUGCACUGGCUCAUUUGCUACAUGGGUUUGAAAUUACAACUUCAUCUGAUGAACCAGUUGAUAUGGGUGAGAGUUUGGGAAUAGCAAACAUGAAGACCACCCCAUUGGAGGUCCUUCUCACCCCACGCCUACAUCCUAAACUUUAUGAAAAUGUUGACUAGAUGAUAUGUAUGUUCUUGAAUGUUUAGAAUUCUACUACGUACCAUAUGUCUCUGUCAAGACUGAAGCGCAUGCGCAUCAUAUAUUGUAAUUUUUAAGUUAUCUUAAGGAUUUAUAUGCUGCGAUAAAAUCUCAUAGUUUGUACUUUGUAUUAUUUGACAAUAAAUCUUAUGAACUUUUAACUUUCAA
This is a messenger RNA of Rosa rugosa (rugosa rose), 1977 nucleotides long. RefSeq names its product cytochrome P450 CYP82D47-like. Gene Ontology annotation, molecular function: iron ion binding; oxidoreductase activity, acting on paired donors, with incorporation or reduction of molecular oxygen; heme binding. The record is from RefSeq and is a predicted model, not a curated record. Lineage: Eukaryota; Viridiplantae; Streptophyta; Magnoliopsida; Rosales; Rosaceae. Bases 180 to 1790 code for a protein of 536 amino acids. The transcript is spliced from 3 exons. Gene Ontology annotation, biological process: defense response to other organism.